This is a messenger RNA of Melospiza melodia melodia, 2132 nucleotides long. RefSeq names its product NK2 homeobox 1 (gene NKX2-1). The record is from RefSeq and is a predicted model, not a curated record. NCBI's taxonomy places the organism in Eukaryota, Metazoa, Chordata, Aves, Passeriformes, Passerellidae. The coding region runs from base 136 to 1236 and encodes 366 amino acids. The transcript is spliced from 3 exons. Gene Ontology annotation, biological process: regulation of transcription by RNA polymerase II; cell differentiation. Gene Ontology annotation, cellular component: nucleus. Gene Ontology annotation, molecular function: RNA polymerase II cis-regulatory region sequence-specific DNA binding; DNA-binding transcription factor activity, RNA polymerase II-specific.
CAGCCGUGCUCCAGCAACUGGGGAAGGAGGGAAAGGAGAGGACCGGAGGCAGCGCUGCCCUCGCUCGCACGGAGCUUUGCGAGUGGGGCCGCCAGGCACCUGUGGCGAAGGGGCCCGAGGAGCCCCAGCUGCGAGAUGCUCCACGCCCUGGGCAGCUGGAGGAGCAACUGUGCGUGCUCUGCGGAGGGCCGCCGAAUCAUGUCGAUGAGCCCAAAGCAUACGACUCCUUUCUCAGUGUCUGACAUCUUGAGUCCUUUGGAGGAAAGCUACAAGAAAGUGGGCAUGGAGGCCAGUAACUUGGGGGCUCCCCUGUCAGCCUACAGACAGUCUCAGGUUUCUCAGCCGGCCAUGCAGCAGCACCCCAUGGGCCACAACGGAACAGUGACUGCCGCCUACCAUAUGACAGCGGCAGGGGUCCCCCAGCUCUCCCAUGCUACGAUGGGGGGCUAUUGCAAUGGGAACCUGGGCAACAUGAGCGAGCUGCCGCCUUACCAGGACACCAUGAGGAACAGCGCUUCGGCGACAGGAUGGUACGGCACCAACCCGGAUCCCCGCUUUUCCUCAAUCUCCCGCUUCAUGGCGCCGUCCUCGGGCAUGAACAUGGGAGGCAUGGGCAGCCUCGGCUCCCUGGGAGACGUGAGCAAGAGCAUGGCCCCGCUCCAGAGCACGCCGCGGAGGAAACGGAGGGUCCUUUUUUCGCAGGCCCAGGUUUACGAGCUGGAGAGACGUUUCAAGCAACAAAAAUACCUCUCCGCCCCGGAGAGGGAACAUUUAGCCAGCAUGAUACAUCUCACCCCGACUCAGGUCAAAAUCUGGUUCCAGAAUCACCGCUACAAGAUGAAACGCCAGGCCAAAGACAAGGCUGCGCAGCAGCAGAUGCAACAGGAGAACGGCUCCUGCCAGCAGCAGCAGUCUCCCAGAAGGGUGGCAGUGCCAGUGCUUGUGAAGGAUGGCAAGCCCUGCCAAGCAGGCUCCAACACACCCACAGCAGCUAUCCAGAGCCAUCAGCAGCAGGCAGCUACAACGAUCACGGUGGCUACCAAUGGCAACAGCCUCGGACAGCAUCAGAGCCACCAGACAAACAGUGCGGGGCAGUCUCCAGACAUGGGACAGCACUCGGCCAGCCCUUCCUCUCUGCAGAGCCAAGUCUCCAGUUUGUCUCACCUAAACUCUUCUACUUCUGACUAUGGCACUGCCAUGUCUUGCUCCACCUUGCUAUACGGUAGGACCUGGUAAAAGGAUUAAACAAAGAAAAAGGGAAAAAAAAAAAAGGCAAAAAGAAAAAAGAAAAAAAAAUCCAACAAAUUUUCCCAGUUACACAAAUCUCUGUCCUCUCCAAACUACUGUGUGCUUUUUUCUUCUUCUUUUUUUUUUUUUUGUUUUCUUUUUUUUUUUUUUUUUUUUUUUUUUUUUUUUUCUUAUUAAUGCUCUUCUCCCUUUCCCCCGUUUCACUGAGUGGUCUCUGUGGACCUCUAAGAGAGAGAGACACUUUUUUUGUUCCAUUUUAUUGUUACUGUUGAUGGUUUUGGGUCUUUAUGUUUUUUCUCCCCCAAAGUUGUCCUAUGGGGUGUAUAAAAAUAUUCAGACUAAUAACCAUGGAGCAGUCUGCAGAAACGGGACCAUCUUUAGGCAUGGUCUGAAGACUUGGAUAUCAGAUGUACACUUUGCCAGCGCCUAGGACUUGCAUGUAAAUACAGAGAUUUUGGGGGAUGGGGUGGUUUUCCCCCCCAAAAAACGCAUUCGCGUCACCCAGACACAAGAAGCAGCUUCCCCCUCCCCGGUCUCUCCCAGCCCGCCGCCAGGGCCAGCGGAUGGAGACGUGGAGUCAUCAAAGGCUUGGCUUUUAUUUUCCUCCUUACGUUUGAUGUGAACCUGUAGCUGUAUAAUGCUGUCAAAAGUUGGACUAAACCCAUAGUUUUUAGUAGCCUGUAUAUUUUGUUGUAAAAAGAAAAGGAAAAAAAUACAAUCAACCAAACCAACCCCCACCUUUUUUAUGGACAAUGAUCACCCCGUCGUAAAUCCUCCGGCAGUUUGUUAUUUGCGCACGCCGCCUUUUCCUGUUGUAACUUAUGUAGAUAUUUGGCUUAAAUAUAGUUCCUAAGAAGCUUCUAAUAAAUUAUACACAUUACGAA